Molecule: messenger RNA, 7868 nt
Organism: Artibeus jamaicensis (Jamaican fruit-eating bat)
Lineage: Eukaryota; Metazoa; Chordata; Mammalia; Chiroptera; Phyllostomidae
Gene: ANKFY1
Product: ankyrin repeat and FYVE domain containing 1
Exons: 25
Coding region: 148-3618 (1156 amino acids)
Biological process (GO): Golgi to lysosome transport; retrograde transport, endosome to Golgi
Cellular component (GO): endosome membrane
Molecular function (GO): metal ion binding; small GTPase binding
Source: RefSeq, a predicted model, not a curated record
UAUGGCAACGCCCCUCCGACGGUCUGGGGCCCCACGGGACCCUAGUCGGCUGCUGAGCCGGCUUGGGAGAUGCCCUGCCGGAGCUGAGUGCAGCCGCGGGGAUCCCGAGGGCGUCCGGAGGAGGUGGCCAAGUUGGAGAAGCACUUGAUGCUUCUCCGACAAGAAUAUGUCAAGCUGCAGAAGAAAUUGGCAGAGACAGAGAAGAGAUGCACUCUUUUGGCUGCACAAGCAAACAAGGAUAACAGCAAUGAGUCCUUCAUCAGCCGCCUACUGAUGAUCGUGGCUGACCUCUAUGAGCAGGAGCAGUAUAGUGACCUGAAGAUAAAGGUUGGAGAUAGGCAUAUCAAUGCUCACAAGUUUGUCCUGGCGGCCCGCAGUGACAGCUGGAGUCUGGCCAGUUUGUCUUCCACCAAGGAGCUGGACCUAUCAGAUGCUAAUCCUGAGGUGACAAUGACAAUGCUUCGUUGGAUCUAUACGGAUGAGUUGGAGUUCAGAGAAGAUGAUGUGUUCCUGACUGAGUUGAUGAAACUAGCUAAUCGGUUUCAGCUCCAGCUCCUUAGGGAGAGAUGUGAGAAGGGUGUUAUGUCUCUGGUGAAUGUCAGGAACUGUAUUCGCUUCUAUCAGACUGCGGAGGAACUGAAUGCCAGCACCCUGAUGAACUACUGUGCGGAAAUUAUUGCAAGUCAUUGGGAUGACUUACGAAAAGAGGACUUCAGCAGCAUGAGUGCUCAGCUGUUGUACAAAAUGAUCAAAUCCAAGACUGAGUACCCUUUACAUAAAGCUAUCAAAGUGGAGAGAGAAGAUGUGGUCUUUCUUUACCUAAUUGAAAUGGAUUCACAGCUCCCUGGGAAGCUGAAUGAAUUGGACCAUAAUGGAGAUCUUGCCUUAGACCUAGCUCUUUCACGACGACUAGAGAGUAUUGCCACCACGCUGGUUAGUCACAAAGCUGACUUGGACAUGGUAGAUAAGAAUGGCUGGAGCUUGUUACAUAAAGGAAUCCAAAGAGGAGAUGUCUUUGCUUCUACUUUCCUCAUUAAGAAUGGGGCCCUCGUCAAUGCUACUACCUUGGGCUCACAGGAGACACCAUUGCACCUGGUGGCAUUGUACAGUCCCAGGAAACACUCGGCAGAGGUGAUGUCUGCGAUGGCACAGAUUGCAGAGGCCCUCCUGCAGGCUGGUGCUAACCCUAACAUGCAGGACAGCAAGGGCAGGACUCCCUUACACUUGUCCAUCAUGGCCAGGAAUGAAUACGUGUUCAAUCAGUUGCUGCAGUGUAAACAAUUAGAUUUAGAACUGAAAGACCACGAGGGCAGCACAGCUCUGUGGCUUGCAGUGCAGUACAUCACUGUGUCAUCCGACCAGUCUGUAAACCCCUUUGAAGACCUCCCUGUGGUAAAUGGGACUUCAUUCGAUGAGAACAGCUUUGCAGCCAGACUCAUUCAGCGUGGCAGCAACACCAAUGCCCCCGACUCGGUGUCAGGAAAUUGCUUACUGCAGCGGGCAGCUGAAGCAGGAAAUGAGGCGGCGGCUCUUUUCCUGGCAGCCAGUGGUGCCCACGUCAACCACAGAAACAAGUGGGGAGAAACUCCGCUGCACACAGCCUGCCGGCGUGGGCUGGCCAACCUCACUGCAGAGCUCCUGCAGCAAGGCGCCAACCCCAACCUGCAGACAGAGGAAGCUCUGCCUUUGCCAAAGGAGGCUGCGUCCCUGACCAGCUCAGUGGGCAGUGUCUAUCUGCAGACGCCGCUGCACAUGGCAAUUGCCUAUAAUCAUCCAGAUGUGGUGUCUGUCAUCCUGGAGCAAAAAGCUAAUGCUCUUCAUGCCACCAACAACUUGCAAAUUAUUCCGGACUUCAGCCUCAAGGAUUCCCGAGAUCAGACUGUGCUGGGCCUGGCAUUAUGGACAGGCAUGCACACGAUCGCAGCCCAGCUGCUGGGCUCCGGGGCAUGCAUCAACGACACCAUGUCGGACGGGCAGACGUUGUUGCACAUGGCCAUGCAGCGGCAGGACAGCAAGAGUGCACUGUUUCUCCUGGAGCACCAGGCGGAUAUCAAUGUCAGGACCCAGGACGGGGAGACAGCCCUUCAGCUGGCCAUCAGAAACCAGCUGCCGCUUGUGGUGGAUGCCAUAUGCACCCGAGGAGCUGACAUGUCUGUGCCUGAUGAGAGGGGGAAUCCCCCACUGUGGCUUGCGCUGGCAAAUAGUCUGGAGGACAUCGCAUCCACUCUGGUCAGACAUGGCUGUGAUGCCACCAGCUGGGGUCCAGGACCUAGUGGAUGUCUUCAGACGCUGCUGCACAGAGCCAUUGAUGAAAACAAUGAGUCCAUUGCCUGCUUUCUUAUUCGCAGUGGCUGUGAUGUGAAUAGUCCCAGACGACCCGGUGCUAAUGGAGAAGGAGAGGAAGAGGCCAGAGAUGGCCAGACCCCCUUGCAUUUGGCAGCAUCCUGGGGACUGGAAGAGACGGUACAGUGUCUUCUGGAGUUUGGUGCCAAUGUAAAUGCACAGGAUGCAGAAGGAAGGACGCCUAUCCACGUGGCCAUCAGCAACCAACACAGCGUCAUCAUUCAGUUGUUGAUUUCUCAUCCUGACAUCCACUUGAAUGUACGAGACAGACAAGGCCUGACCCCUUUUGCCUGCGCCAUGACCUACAAGAACAACAAGGCCGCCGAGGCCAUCCUAAAACGGGAGUCUGGGGCUGCAGAGCAGGUGGAUAACAAAGGCCGGAAUUUUCUUCAUGUGGCAGUUCAGAACUCUGAUAUUGAAAGUGUCCUGUUCCUGAUCAGUGUCCAGGCUAAUGUGAAUUCCAGAGUCCAGGAUGCUUCCAAGGUGACCCCUUUGCAUCUUGCUGUCCAAGCAGGCUCAGAGAUUAUCGUCCGCAAUUUGCUUCUUGCAGGAGCCAAAGUGAAUGAGUUAACCAAGCACCGCCAGACUGCACUGCAUCUCGCUGCCCAGCAGGACCUACCCACCAUCUGCUCAGUCCUCUUGGAGAAUGGAGUAGACUUUGCUGCUGUGGAUGAGAAUGGAAAUAAUGCUCUUCAUCUCGCUGUCAUGCACGGUCGGCUCAACAACAUCCGGGUCCUCCUGACAGAGUGUACUGUGGACGCUGAAGCCUUUAAUCUAAGAGGCCAGUCGCCACUGCACAUUUUGGGACAGUAUGGCAAAGAGAAUGCAGCAGCCAUCUUUGAUCUCUUCUUAGAGUGCAUGCCUGAGUACCCUCUAGACAAACCAGAUGCAGAAGGAAACACGGCGCUGCUCCUAGCAUACAUGAAGGGGAAUGCCAACCUGUGCCGUGCCAUCGUCCGAUCUGGGGCUCGCCUCGGGGUGAACAAUAACCAAGGGGUCAACAUUUUCAACUACCAGGUUGCCACCAAGCAGCUUCUGUUCAGACUGUUAGAUAUGCUGUCCAAGGAGCCCCCAUGGUGUGACGGCUCCAACUGCUACGAGUGCACUGCCAAGUUCGGAGUCACGAUUCGUAAGCAUCACUGCCGUCAUUGCGGACGUCUUCUUUGCCAUAAAUGUUCGACCAAGGAGAUUCCCAUUAUAAAGUUUGAUCUGAACAAGGCUGUGCGAGUCUGCAACAUUUGCUUUGAUGUACUAAGUUUGGGCGGCGUCUCUUAGCCCCUAGGAGGGUCCAGGCCACCUCCCAGUCACCUCCCCAGCAGCUGCUCUGCUCACCAGCCUGACCCCACCCAGAGCAGGAGCUGGCAGGCGUCUUUGGCAGUGGAGUGGAACAGACGAUUGAGGACCAUGGUGUGAUAGACCCCGUUUCAGAUGACUGUACGACUGUCCGUUUGUCAGACUGUGAUUGAGUUCGGUAGAUUUCUCACUAAUUGGACCAGGCCAUUUGCCUAGGUGGUAAACAUGGUAGAAAUUAGACCCCAUUCUGCUAGCAACAUACAAGAACACUUUGAAAAUCACUUUCCCUCCCAGUAGCCUAGUGUCCAUCUCAGAGCAUUCGUGGUCUUCCUGCCUGGGCAGACUUCCUGGGCAGAGCAUAGCAGUAGGAAGCUGGUGUCUGGCUGCUCCGUGAGAGCUGGCUUUACUCUAGGGUAAGUGGCUUUGGACUUGUCUGCACAGUGUUUUCAUAAAGAUUAUAGGAUCACCCCGAAAUCUUCAUCAUCAUUUUUUUUUUAAAGCUAAGCUGUAUUUAUAGUGAGCUACCCCUUUAAAAAAAGGUGAAAUCUUUCUAAACAGGGUUCAGAGAUGAGAGCUGAAACAUUGUGGCCUUAACAACUGAAAGCUUUACUAGUGUUCAUGCUACUCAGGUGUCCUUAGUGCGGUUGGGCAGCCUGACACCUCCUAGCAGCCGUCCCCUCCUCUCAUCUUGCCGUGUCCUGUCUGUGGACCUCCGUUGCUCUGCCACUAGGGAGUGGUGGGGGAAAUGCACUUUUAUUGUGCUGCACUUUUUAUAUAGCUUCAUUACUGGUGAUUCCAAUGUAAAAACCCAUAUUCAAAAAGUACAUCCAUGCAUCUGUGCUCCUGCAGAGUGUCACUUGGAGCAAGAGAGUCACACAGGCCAAGGGAUGAGAAGGGGGGUCUCUAGCCUCAGGCUGGAAGGUCCUAUCUCUUCGACGUGAAUGCUGCUUGCUGAAACCUUCCCUAGUUAUGCUGUGAGUGCUGUCCGUCCCAGGUCCCGGUUCUGUGGAGCUUGUCCUGCCCAGUAAGAGCCAGCAGCUGAAGCCCUGGCCAGAUGUGUGUGACCUGGUUCGGGAAGGCUCUGGUGUGGGAGUGAAGGAGGCCCCAGAGCUUACUGGGCCUUAGUCGUUGCUAGUACAUGCAUUACCCCUGAGGUUAAACUGCACAUUUGAAAAGAAACUUUUACCACUGCUUUAAAAACGAAAAUUCUGAGGUGAAUAUGCGUUGUUGUUAUACUCAGAUAUUAACAGUCUCAAUUGUACAUACUGAUUUUCCAGACAUUUAAUAACCACUACAUUCUGCGUUCAUGAAGUAUGGAUAUGUGUAAAAGGGACUAAAUAUUUUUUGCAACAGCCUGCUUUUUUGUUUGUUUGUUUUUGGAAAGUGAUAUGUCCUCCAUCUCGCUGUACAUUUAUACAUUCUGUUGCCUAAAUAUGUGUGUAAAAUGAGCUGAUAAACCUGAGUGCUACUUUUUUUUAAUAUUCCUGUGAUUUAUAAGAUAUAUAUGCUUUGUAUGUUAAUAUGAGCUUGUGCACAAUGUUUAAAAGAAAAAUUAGAAGAGCUGGCGAACUAAAAGUCUGUGACAUUUCCUAUAGAAUUUUUAUAGAAAAACAACUAGUCUAGGCAAACUUUUGACCAUGUGGGGCAUGUGGUCAGUUUCCAUUUUCUAUUGUUGCCUGAAGAGGGCCACAGGGAAGGAAGGCUCAGCUGGCUUGGUUCUUUAACUGUGUGAAGCAAGACGGUUAUGCUUCAGAUACGAGAUGAGGUGGCCGGUACUUUUACACUUGUUCUCUUAAUGUUCCCGGUGGACAGAGGAUGGGCAUGCAGUCAGGGAUGAGGCUGACUGUCCUGCCCCUGCCCGCCCAUACCAGUAACAGUCUUGCCUCUGAUUGCACUUACAAUCAUGUUUCAGCUACGUGGAGUCAUGCUUCUCUUUCUUCAGAGUCUAGGAUAGCUAUGGUACUGAGCAGCCACCGAGUAGGGGCACAUUGUGUGCGCUCUGCACUGGCGUGUCUGUAGACCUAGAAAAAGCACCUUUCCACAGCCUUAGAAAAUGUCCCUGACCUGGUGAUGCUCCCUGGACCCCACUCCCCAGUCUCCCCAAGCGGGGCUGCCCUGUAGCCCUCCCAUGCACUGCCCCAACUGGGACUUCUCAUGCUCUCAGUCCUGUUGUGCUCUCCAAGAUGACAAGACUUGACUACAGAACUCCAGCUUGUUCUUGUUAAGUUUUAAUUCAUAGCUUAAAUACUAGUAAUAAAAACUUAAUUUUAUUCAUUCAGAAAAUUGCCAGUUGUGAAUAAGUAGAACAGGAAGAAUAAACUUUCUUGAAACAUAAUUUUCUGCAUCAGUUAACACCGUUACGCUGAAUUAGCUUUUUAAAUGUCUCUUGUGUUAAUUUUUUUUAAGACGAAGGAAUAAACUAUGUGCUAUACAUACAUUUAAUGGUUAAAUUGGUAUGAUCCUCUAACACAGAAAUUUCCCACAAACUUAAGUGCCUCCACGUAGGACUUCUUAAAUUGUCGGUUAUCUUUGUAGUGGUGUCUCACUGGUUGAUGUGCUAGAACACGUGCUCCAUUGGGAGUGUGUUGCCUGUGCACUGUCAGCCCGAAUGACCAACUUAGUGGAAGCCGGAGCAGAUUGCUCAGCCCGCCUGGCACAUUCUCUCCAAGAGUGGGGUCCCUGUGACUGUUAGUCCUCUACCUCAGAGCCCUGAGUCACUUCUGACUGCCCUGUUCAGCUUCCUCACUCUUCUCCCUGAAUGGGGUCCCUGCAUGGAGCUCAGUGUGCUUGUGGGACCACCACCGCUCCCAAUUCAUGCCCCCCACCUACUGUGUUGAACGGUAUUGUGCUGGUCUUGUCCGUACGCAUGGAAUGGAGGGGAAGUCUUGAGAUGGGGAGAGUCUUGAUCUCCAUCCUGGUUUCUCUCAUCUGGAGAAAAAGAACAACUGUCGAACUAUGUAAUGCUUAUACGUGAAGGCAGAGUAACUCCCCAGGUGACAGCCUGAGCAAGUAACACUCUUCCAAGUAACAGAUCCACAUGGAGUCACAGGUUGAGACUGAGAAGGAACCCUCAACAAGCUUCCUUCUGGGACCUGGGGUUGCUUCCCUCGGGACAAGCCCAGCCCUCAUGAUUGGAAGUACCAGCGCUCCCCACUCCCUGCUGGGCAGAGGGGAACAACUUUCUAAAGAGGUUUGGGAGCCACAUUCUCAUUUUGUGGAAGUAAUUCAGUGAGGAGCUGAUAGUCUGACAAGAUAGUAACUAAACAUUAUUAAAUUCCCAGACGUUAUCAUAAAUGCCUUAAAGACUUUGUUAGAUCAUUGCCUGUACGGUUCCUGUCUGUGUGGAGUAGAUAAUGUACCAACCUGUUACAGCUGACAACACUGGUCUUCUGUAGCGAGAAAGUCUCAAGUUGGCAGGUUGUUUGACUUAAUGCUUUGUUCUUCUUUGGCAGAUGUGGAGAGUUGGCAGUUAAGGCAAAGGGCAGGAGCUGGGCAGAAAGUGCAGGAGCACAUUUGGGUUGACCACCUUGGCUUUCAAGCCAUUCAGGGUGGUGCUCAGUGUGGGGUGAUGACAUCAUACAGGACCAUGGCGCUCAUCAGCAUUGUUUCUUUGGAGUCUGUGUAAUGGAAUGUAUUUUUCAAAUACUGAUAUUUGCAUUUUCUGUAACAAUUCCUUAUAAUAAAGUGAGGCACAAUUGUGCAUUCAAAGUGGAAACUUUAAUACAUUUGUAGUUAACUUUUCUUGCAGAAGUACCAAUAAGCAUUAAACAAACAAAUUUAAAAACUCAUGUGAUUAAUUUCUUUACCAGCUACUCUUCAGGAAAGCUUGAAUUUCUAGCACUUUUCAGAAUCAAAAAGUAGCUAUUUUAGGACUAAUAACCAGCUACCUGGAUUUAGUAUGCUCUCGGCCCAGGCUUCAGCAUGGCAGUGUGUGAUCACGGCUGCAUCAUCGCCCUCACUGGACCCCACUGACGCUCACCAAAGGAGCCCGCAAAUUCCCUCUCCGACUCCAGUACUGAGGAGCAACCCGAGAGGACCCAGGCACCGCGAGUCUUCUGCUGGUCUUCAUCUGAAGGGAGGGCUGGCACUGUGGGUUUCAUAGAACACUAAAGAAGGUUUAGGGGCCUGCAGAUUAAAAUCUAGUGACCCACAAAGCCCCUGCCCAAUUGUACAGAUCUACUAGUUCAUUUGGCCCUCACAUUUUUUUUGAGCUAAUAAAUGUCUUCCCUUUC